UUCUCUUCUUGGCCUGCUCAUGGUCGAGCACGUCGCGAAAACAUUGCCAUGUCGCCAAUCCGUUUCCAGGAAAGUCGGUUCCAGGAAACAUAUCUAUUACAUUAUUUCAAAGCUUCCAGGAAGCAAUUUAACUUAAAAAAACAACAUGAUUACAUUCUCAUAAGAAGACACCAUACUUUAUUCAACUUCUCUUAAUGAUGCUUCUUACCACAAAAGUAUAUUAUCUUCGUUAUCACAACAGCAUCCAACAAUGAUUAGCAUUUUUUCAGCGUAUUAAAGCCAUAAAGAUUAUCUCAAACAUACCAACCCACUAUUUCCUUUGCCGUAUUGCAGAAUUCUUCUUAACACAAUUUUAUUCAUCUACUGCAACCUACCAAGAUCACUUCCGUUCGUGCAGCUUCUGUCACACAUAAAAGGGCUUAUCUUAUCGUAACCAAAUUUUUGGACAUUUUUAAGUGUACUGAUUUACGAUCACUUUCCGGUGAAGGUGGUACUUAUGGCUAUCAUAAACUGAAGUGUUCUACGUAGAUUGUUUAACUCCAUCCCGGGACCAAGGCUCAGUGUGAGCAUAAGAUAUUCUGUUCAAAAGUCCUCCUGCCGACAUAGUGCAGUUAGGUUCGGUUCUGGGACGGUUGCAAAGCUUCUAGUUGUUGGACAGUUUAUUUUUUUGAUUUCGGAAGCAAGUCUGUGAAUUAUCAUGAUGAAGUUCUUCUGGAUCAUGUUCUAUGUGGUGGCUGUGUUGAAUCAGUCUAUGGGAUCGCCGGUUAAAAGAGACUCUGAAGCAGGCAUGGAAAUGGCAAGCGUGUUGGAGGAAUCAGGUGGCAACUUCGAAGGGGAUAUAGAGCUCACGAGCGAUCAAGAGAAAGCUGUCAAGUACGGCUACACGGCAAUCAUUGGAGAGUCAUACAAGUGGCCGAACAAUAUCGUACCUUACACGAUCGAUACUAACGCUUUCAGUAUCGUGCAACAGAACAGCAUUUUGUCUGCUAUCCAGCAGAUCGAGCUUGUAAGCUGUGUUCGUUUUAAGCCUCGAACAACAGAAACUGAUUACGUGAAAGUGAUGGGAGAACGAACUGGUUGUUGGGCUAGCUUAGGUCACCGUGGUGGAGCGCAAACGGUAAACCUGGAACCUUACGGCUGUAUGUCCCGUGGUACUAUCAUACACGAGUUCCUGCAUGCGCUUGGCUUCGUUCACAUGCAGAGUGCGUCCGAUCGUGACUUCUACGUCACGAUCAACUGGAGUGCGAUUCAGGCUGACAGGGCUUCAAACUUCGAUCGGUACAACUCGAACACGGUGGAAGAUUUUGGUAUUCCUUACGACUACGACAGCGUUAUGCACUAUGGACCGACGGCAUUCACCUACAACGGACAGGCUACGAUCAUCCCUAAGCAAUCGGGUGUCACAAUUGGACAACGUGUGGGUCUUAGCUAUAAGGACAUCAAACGACUUAACUAUUUCUACCCGAACUGCUACUAAGCAGACAAGUGUUUCGUACCGUUGAAACCCCUUGACUACUGUUCGGGAUUAUCGAUCAUCAUGCGUUUUACUUUCAGCUAUCAUUAAUCGUAAAGGAAGGGUAAGGUUUUCGAGAGACUAGCAUUAAACAUUAGUUACUAGACAGCAAAAAAAGCUGAAAUCGAUCAUUUAUUAUACGUCAAUAAGGAACUUCUUUCCACUGACCGCUGCGUCGGAGAUCGUUGGCUUCCCCGGUUGUGCCCUUGUAUCAACAAAGGAGUUUUCUACCGACUGUCCUUUUGUAUUUGUAUUG
Molecule: messenger RNA, 1769 nt
Organism: Anopheles funestus (African malaria mosquito)
Lineage: Eukaryota; Metazoa; Arthropoda; Insecta; Diptera; Culicidae
Product: astacin-like
Exons: 4
Coding region: 698-1477 (259 amino acids)
Biological process (GO): proteolysis
Molecular function (GO): zinc ion binding; metalloendopeptidase activity
Source: RefSeq, a predicted model, not a curated record